GAGGUUGUCGAGAGUGAGCAGACUAAAGAGGGAGCAGCAAUAGGAAGUGUGGGUAAAGCUUGGAUCAAUAUCCAACAAUUCAUUGCUUUCACCUUCACUGUUGUAAUGGCUGGAAUCAUCUUUUGUGAAGCAACAGAGCUCUAUAAUUUGCUGAAUCAAUACACAAGGUACUCCAGACUGACAGAGCCCAUUUACCUCUAUUUAGUUGAUGUACGGACCAAAUCUCAAUAUGAUGAAAGUCACGUGAUCACAGCCAAAAGGGCAAGAAGGGAUGCGGAUGGAAAUUAUUUGCUCCCACAGGAUAUAGAGCUUGAGUGUGUAAAGUAUUGCGUAGUAUAUGAUGGGCACACAAAAUCAUCUGAUGAAGAAGGUCCAGCUAUUCAAUAUGCAACACUUCUGGAAGUUGUCAGUCUGCAACCUAUCAGGGUCCUGAAUGGUGGGUAUGAAUUCUUCUCUGCCUGCUAUCCAUUCUUCAGGACACAGAAAUUAUUUUACGUACCGCAGGAGCUGGAUGCCUUUGAACCCUAUCCAGUAGAGAUUUUACCAGCCAAGCUUUACAUGGGUGAUUUCAAACAAGCCUCCAACAAGCAAGUUGAGAAAAAUCUGAAAAUCAAAGCUUACCUCAACCUCUGUCAUGCAAAAGAGAUAAUCAUCACAGAAGAGAACAUUACUGCAGUUUUACAUAUUCCUUCGUCAGAAGAAACUAACUUUUUGUCCCAUUUCCGAAUGACCUGUGGCUUUCUUGAUGAGCAAUUGGAUAAAGGCACGGUGCUGGUGUUCUCCACUCUGGGUAUAAGCCGUUGCUGCACUAUAGUGAUGGCCUACCUCAUCCAUUCUCAGAAAAUUUCACUAAAGGAUUCCUGGGCACACGUUCAGAAGUGCAAAGCAACCAUUCGGCCACAUCGUGAUUUUGUACAUCAGCUUUCUAAGUGGGAGGAAGUUAUAUUGAAGAAAAAUGGCACAGAUGUCUCUGAUCCUUAUUAUUGAAAUGAUAUUUUGUAGCUGUUAAAGCAAAGAUUCAUGCACCAUAAAUUUAGAUUUGAAUACAUUUAUACAUUUUUUUAAAAGGUGAAUAAUUUAAUUGCCUGAAAGGUGCCUAGAAUGUAAUUUAAUGUAUACUGACGCUGCGAUUUUAAUUUUCAGUAUAAUUCCUAAUUGUAACUGUAAUUGUAAUGUUGGUUCUAACAAAUUUAUGCAGAUUGGGUUAUAAAUGUGCAUAGUGGGUUUAUAAUUAAUUUAUAUUUAAAGUACAUAGUACAUAUAUUCAUAAUACAAUUCUAAAUACUGUUUUAAAAAAAUGCUUGGCUCUGUCAAUAGGCCUAUUUCAUUGUCACCAGGACAUGUAAAAUCAGGCUGAAAACUGAUCAGUAGUGGGGAAAUGUUAGGAGUUAGUCAGUAUAUAUAGUUUGCAUUUAGUUUGACCUGUCCUCAAUCAACGCUUUUUAAGCUAUUAACUAGAGGGAAUAAAAAAAUAAAUAUUAAAUAUCUGUU
Carcharodon carcharias (great white shark) is the source of this 1491-nucleotide messenger RNA. It is a transcript of the gene styxl1, whose product is annotated as serine/threonine/tyrosine interacting-like 1. Gene Ontology annotation, cellular component: mitochondrion. Gene Ontology annotation, molecular function: protein phosphatase inhibitor activity; protein tyrosine/serine/threonine phosphatase activity; pseudophosphatase activity. The transcript has 8 exons. NCBI's taxonomy places the organism in Eukaryota, Metazoa, Chordata, Chondrichthyes, Lamniformes, Lamnidae. Gene Ontology annotation, biological process: negative regulation of cytoplasmic stress granule assembly; positive regulation of intrinsic apoptotic signaling pathway; protein dephosphorylation. The record is from RefSeq and is a predicted model, not a curated record. Bases 106 to 987 code for a protein of 293 amino acids.